GACAAAGCUAGAAAAUGCCCAACGGCGAGGGAGUGAAGUUCCCCCGUUCCAGUGGCAAAGGACCAUCCUGUCCAAGCUUCAGUGGGCAAGAAAGAAGGUUGCCCUGUCUCUUCAGUGGGCAAGAAAGAAGGUUGCCCCGUCUAUCACUGAGCUAAGAAAUUUCAUGAUCAUUGGUGCACUCAAAGAUAGCCUCAUAGGCCAAUAUGCUCUUGUAGGGUUCUUUGUCCACAACAAAAAGCACACAAAGAUGACCAGCAUCCUGAGUUUUUUGAAUUGCAACGACUUUUUUUACCAACAUUGGUUCAUGAAGCCCUGCAACUCUUCCUUUGCAAUAACAGGGUUAGUCCUCAAGUAUGGGAAGAAAGGGUGGGAAGAUCAGAUAAAAGAUGUUGGCAGUUACUGGAAGUUCAAUGACCGCAGGGGGCAAUGUACUCUUCAGGCUAACAAGUGUGACCAAGACCUGGGUUGGAGCUUAAGGAGUCCAUUUGACGAGAGCGUCCUUCUCUGGCACAUCGCCACGGAUUUCUGCUUCUACCACUUGGGCGCAUCAGCAGAUCACCAAUGUGCCACUGCUCAGUGUAUUGAAGAUGCAUCAGGUGAAGGCCAUGGUUGUGCUGUUUGGUGUGAAAGAUCUCAUCAUCACGGUAGAGCCGUCCGGUGCCGGGAGAUGUCCAACUACUUGAUGUACCUACUAUUUGUUAACCCUGAGAUGCUACUGUCGGGUUCUAGGCGGAAUCUGCUCAUCACCGCUAAUGCUGAACUGGAGGAGAUUCUCAAGGAUGAUGAUCCAUCGCUCGAGAAGAUCCUCAAGGGCAGUGGCGGAGCUACAGUCAUUUGUGUGGGCGGGCCAAAACUGAUUGGUAUAGGAAGGACCAUUAAAAUUUUGCUCUUACGGCCAGAUUGUACACUAAUCUAGACUGAUAUCUUGUGUGGCUGGGCGGGCCAUGGCCUGGUUUGGCCCAGCUGUAGCUCCGCCAGUGCUCAAGGGUGACGAGCCUUCACUCAUGGAGAUCCUCAAAGGCAAUAAGCCAUUUCUUAAGUUCUUCACAGGCAGAAAGCCAUUGCUCAAUGAAAUCGAAAAAGAAUUUACUCAGAGAAUAAUUGGCAAGGUGCUGCAGCCCACACAAUACAAAGAACAGGUUGUUGAACACACACAUUCGCCGCCUGAUGCAAAGAAAUAUCCAACUGCACAGGAAGGUUGUUUUAUCCAUGAUGCCUGUAAGAUUUCUGAAGCGCUGUUGUCUUUGGGUGAUGAGAGCAAGACAUGGGAGGUGAUCGAAGGUGUGUGGGUGGAGAUGCUCUGUUUCUCAGCCAGUAGGUGCCGAGGGUACCUACACGCAAAGAGCCUGGGCACUGGCCCUGAGCUCCUCACUUAUGUCUGGCUGCUGCUAUCACACAUAGGGAUGGAGACCUUGCAGGAGAGGCUGCAGAGGACAGAGCUUUCAAAUGAAGAAGGAAAUGCCGGUGCCCCUCCAUCGACUUCCCAGAUACCUGGGAGCGAAGAUCCACCUCCUUGCAGACGCUCAAGGCCUCAUGAAGCUGCUGCUGCCGGCGCAUCCAUCUCUGAAUCCGAAGAAAUAGUACCAGCUGAAUAAUCUGAGAAAUCAUUAACUGUAUCGUUCAUACAUGGAAAUAAUCCUGUGUCAAUAUCACCCAUCUGCCGUUUGUGUACUUUGCUUCCUCACUUGCAGCUGCUCCUCGGUGCAGAACUUGAUGCACUAGUACAGUCUGAUGCCUGGCAGUCUAUUUGUGUGCUGUUGGAGCUGCCAGAUUACAAAGUGUGUAGUAUGGUGGAUGCCAGGUUACUCCACGAUUGCCCCAUGUUGAAUUCUCUAGUUAUGUAUUUCUACCUGAAAGUCAGAAAUUUCAGUGUUGUUUUUCUU
Molecule: messenger RNA, 1883 nt
Organism: Triticum dicoccoides
Lineage: Eukaryota; Viridiplantae; Streptophyta; Magnoliopsida; Poales; Poaceae
Exons: 2
Coding region: 945-1595 (216 amino acids)
Source: RefSeq, a predicted model, not a curated record